AUGGCGGAUUCCGACAACGAUUCAGGCGGUCACAAGGACAGUGGAAGCGCGUCGACUCGUGAGCAGGAUAGAUUUCUCCCGAUUGCUAACGUGAGUCGAAUCAUGAAGAAAGCACUUCCGGCGAACGCUAAAAUCUCAAAGGACGCCAAGGAGACAGUCCAGGAGUGCGUAUCGGAAUUCAUAAGUUUCAUCACCGGCGAGGCCUCCGACAAGUGCCAAAGAGAGAAGAGGAAGACAAUCAACGGCGACGAUCUUCUCUGGGCGAUGACCACGCUAGGGUUUGAGGAUUACGUCGAGCCGUUGAAGAACUACCUGCAAAAGUACAGGGAGGUGGAAGGGGAGAAGACGACCACCGGCGGGAGACAGGGCGAUAGGGAAGGUGGCGGCGGAGGAAAUGGAAGCUCCGGCGGCGGAGGAGGAGGAGGGUACAAUAGCGGAGGAACUCCGACGGCGGGGGGAGGAAUGUACGGUGGGAUUGUGACGAUGGGGCAUCAUCAUCAGGGGCACGUGUACGGCGGAGGAGGGAUACAUCACAUUCAGCGGAGUGGGUCCGCACCUGGUGAUUAA
Molecule: messenger RNA, 567 nt
Organism: Microthlaspi erraticum
Lineage: Eukaryota; Viridiplantae; Streptophyta; Magnoliopsida; Brassicales; Brassicaceae
Source: the annotation of a GenBank genome assembly